Arabidopsis thaliana (thale cress) is the source of this 1963-nucleotide messenger RNA. It is a transcript of the gene NAC062, whose product is annotated as NAC domain containing protein 62. The transcript is spliced from 5 exons. Bases 240 to 1469 code for a protein of 409 amino acids. Lineage: Eukaryota; Viridiplantae; Streptophyta; Magnoliopsida; Brassicales; Brassicaceae. Gene Ontology annotation, biological process: regulation of DNA-templated transcription. Gene Ontology annotation, molecular function: DNA binding; transcription cis-regulatory region binding. Gene Ontology annotation, cellular component: plasma membrane; nucleus. The record is from RefSeq and is marked reviewed.
AUAUAGAACUCACAAAAGGAAAGAAAAAACCAAAUCAAAGCUCACAUCUGCCUUCUUCUUCACUUUACCAAAAUCAUCGAAUCCAUUUUUAGGGUUUUUGUUUUCUCUCUAAAUUUUUAUUGUUAUCUUCUUCGCGAUACCUUGGAAUCGCAUCUCUGAGAUAGAUAAAUAAUUCUGAUUCGUAUCUUUAAAUCUUGGGUUCUUCUUCUUCUCGCGAUUCGUUUAAAAGAGCAGCAUCAAUGAAUCAGAAUCUUCAUGUAUUAUCAAUGGAUUCGUUACCAGUUGGAUUAAGAUUCCGUCCAACAGACGAGGAGCUAAUCCGUUACUAUCUCCGUAGGAAAAUCAACGGUCACGAUGACGACGUCAAAGCUAUCCGUGAGAUCGAUAUUUGCAAAUGGGAACCUUGGGAUUUACCUGAUUUUUCUGUGAUCAAAACUAAAGACUCAGAGUGGCUCUACUUCUGUCCAUUGGAUCGGAAGUAUCCGAGUGGAAGUAGACAGAACCGGGCAACAGUUGCAGGGUACUGGAAAGCCACAGGAAAAGACCGGAAGAUAAAAUCCGGUAAGACUAACAUUAUUGGUGUGAAGAGAACUCUAGUUUUCCACGCGGGUAGAGCUCCUAGGGGGACACGAACCAAUUGGAUUAUUCAUGAGUAUCGUGCCACGGAGGAUGAUCUUAGUGGUACCAAUCCUGGCCAGAGUCCGUUUGUUAUAUGCAAAUUGUUCAAGAAAGAAGAACUGGUUUUAGGGGAAGAAGAUUCGAAGUCAGAUGAAGUUGAAGAACCUGCUGUCUCGUCUCCAACUGUCGAAGUGACUAAGUCAGAAGUAUCUGAGGUAAUUAAAACAGAAGACGUGAAGCGUCAUGACAUAGCAGAAUCUUCUCUUGUAAUCUCUGGAGAUUCUCAUAGUGAUGCUUGUGAUGAGGCUACAACCGCAGAGCUUGUAGAUUUUAAAUGGUAUCCGGAAUUGGAGUCCUUAGAUUUCACGCUGUUCUCUCCAUUACACUCUCAAGUCCAAUCUGAGCUUGGAUCCUCUUACAACACAUUCCAGCCUGGCUCGAGUAAUUUUUCAGGGAACAACAACAACAGCUUCCAAAUCCAGACUCAGUAUGGUACAAAUGAAGUAGAUACGUAUAUAUCUGAUUUUCUUGAUUCGAUUCUCAAGAGCCCAGACGAGGAUCCAGAGAAGCACAAGUAUGUUUUGCAAAGUGGUUUUGAUGUUGUAGCACCAGAUCAGAUUGCGCAAGUGUGUCAACAGGGCUCAGCAGUUGACAUGAGCAAUGAUGUUUCAGUGACGGGUAUCCAGAUUAAGAGUCGCCAGGCACAACCCUCAGGUUAUACCAAUGACUAUAUAGCGCAGGGAAAUGGUCCAAGAAGGCUGCGUCUGCAAAGUAACUUUAAUGGCAUUAACACGAAGAAUCCUGAGCUUCAAGCUAUAAAGAGAGAGGUGAGAAUAACACCCACCUUCUGAUGAAUUACUCAUCCUUGGUUUCUUUUAGCGUGUAUGUGGUUUCACGUCGCAGAGUGGAAUCGAUCCAUGACAUUAAAAUGUUAAUGCUAUGCAGGCUGAGGACACGGUUGGAGAAAGUAUAAAGAAAAGGUGUGGAAAGCUAAUGAGAUCAAAGAACGUGACCGGUUUUGUGUUUAAAAAGAUUACGUCGGUGAAAUGUUCAUAUGGAGGACUCUUUAGGGCGGCAGUAGUUGCAGUUGUGUUCUUGAUGUCAGUCUGCAGUCUAACCGUCGACUUCAGAGCAUCUGCAGUGUCCUGAAAACUGAAACUUUUUGUAAAUAUAGUGCUUGAACCGGCCCGUGUUUUUGCUUCUGUUAUUGGUUUCAGGCUUUCGCCAGUUUAUAAGAUAUAUUUGUUUGUAGUUUUUACAUGUAGUUAGGCUGCUUAUGUAAACGUUAUGAUGACAGAGAGGUCAAGACUCUAUUUACUUCUUUGACUUAUUAGAGUUCUUCUCA